Cotesia congregata is the source of this 492-nucleotide messenger RNA. The record is from the annotation of a GenBank genome assembly. NCBI's taxonomy places the organism in Eukaryota, Metazoa, Arthropoda, Insecta, Hymenoptera, Braconidae.
AUGGCCAGUAAAGUCGUAUCUGUUCUCUUCUCUAUUAUUCUAGCCACCAUUUUGGUAGCUGUGAAUUCUGCCAACGAUGGUAUCAACCGCGAAAUCCAGUUCUGUGUUAAUCAUACAAUGGAGUGUAAUCCCGAAUUAAGUGAACCAUGCUGUGAUUCAAGUAACAUUUGCAAACUAAUAAACAAUGUCUUCAAGACAAACACAGUCAGAUUUUUCUGCUACAAAACAAUAAAUAUUGGCGAAGCGUGUGGAGAUGACGACUUCGACUGCACUGAAGACAACUUUGCUCGCUGUAACAGCAAGAAUAUCUGCGAGUGCGACAAUCGAUUCACGAAAAACAACGAAACUUGCGAGCCAACUUUGUCGGCGUACUGCAAAGAGGACAAUCACUGCAGAGUAGAAAAUUCAAACUGUCGUGAUGGUUUCUGUAAUUGCAAACCCAGUUACAAACCAAACAAAGCGUCGACAAAAUGUUUACCAGAUUUUUUGUAA